UUUUAUUUUAUUUUUCUGGAUUUGAAUUCGAAUUUGUGAUAUUAUUGCAAAUUUGUUGUUUAUGGUGUUGUAAGAAAAGUUUUCUUGGCUAUUAAGUUUUGUUAUGGAUUUUGUGAUGUGAUGUUGUUGAUUUUUGUUCAAUAAUGAUCAAUGUUAUAUAAGGUGAUGUUUUGUUUUUGGAUGAAUUUUGGAUUGAUCUUAUGAUUCUCAUCUCAUAGAUUGCAUUUCUCAAUCUUCAUUGAUUUUCAUGGAUGAUUGGUUUUAUGAAGCUCUGACACGGAUACCAGACACAACACUUACAGGAUAAGAAAAUGACAUAAUUGAAUGUAAUCACAUAUGCCAGUGUCCAGCGCCUUCAGCGUCGGUGGAUUGUCAUUCUUAAUCGUGUUCUGCACAUCUCAUUUUUCAUCUGAUGGCCAGUGAAAGUGUUGAAUUACCGGUUAUCCCAGAUGUAACUAAGUCACCUGUGAUUGAAAAAAGAAGGCACUCUGCCGGGAAGACUAGCUCUGGAAAAAGUAAUGGAAAAAUCGUUCCGCAUUAUCUCAGAGCUUCCACCGGUUCCUGUCAUGAUUUUUGUAAAUAUGGAAAGGAGCAUGCAUUUGCAUCAAAGGAAAGACGUUCCAUACCUAACAGAGCCACAAGAAAACAACUUCACCAAAGUUCACAAGAGAGUGUUGGCAGGGUGAUCGCCAAGUCCAAAAUAUCGGCUGAUUCCAAGCCAACAAGUAAGAUGUCGACAGCUGUACUCGAAGAAUCAGUUGAUUCCAAGCCAACAAAGAUGCCAACGGUCGUACUCAAAGAAUCGGUUGAUUCCAAGACCGGAAUUUCUGAUGCCUUAGAUGCCAAUUCACACAAACUUCCAUCAAAAUCAGUUGUCAAGGAAAAACAUAUUGUGAAUGAAGUUAAGGUUAACAGGAAGAAAACACCGGUAGUGGACAAACCACCAUCACUCCUCUCGAAGUCGCAUGCUUCUCCAUCAACGAGUCAAGAAUUUUCAUCAUCAACUGAUAAGGAGGUGCGGUCGCUAUCAAAAUCAACUUCUACGAAGGUUGAAACUCCAUUGAAGUCAACUCCAAAGAAGGUGAAAACUCCAUCAAAAUCGACUCCUGCUAAGAUGGAAACUCUAUCAAAGUGGAUUCCCAAGAAGGUGGAAAAUACAUCAAAAUCAACUACCAAAGUCAUAACUUCGUCAUCAAUUGCUGGUGAGGUGGAAGCUGUGUCCAAACCGACUCUCAAAAAGGUGGAAAAUCCAUCAAGAUCAACUUCCAAAGCCAAAACUACCAAGACGACAGGAACUUCAUUGCAGUUACCUUCUUUAAAUGUUAAAGAAAUGAAGUUAUCGGCAAAACAUUCGAUAUCUCUGAAUUCGAAUCGUGUCGCAAGGAAGAAAGUAUCAUCCUCUAUGAGUUCCUCGGAAGGUUUUGAGGACAAAAGAAAUAGCGAGAUCAAGAUGGAAAAGAAAGUAUCCCCCUCCAAAACCGCUCCAAAAAAACUGAUAUCACCUAUAAAAGCUUUAUCAUCUCCGAGAGCUUCUCUUAAAAGAGUGUCAAGUCUAAAUUCCAGAAAGAAUAAGAGCUUGAAAAUUGUGUCUCAUCUUAGGAAUCAGAACACUGCAAGAAAAGUUGAACUUGAUGAACACAACAACAAUGAGGUAGAGGAAAAGACAUUGUACGUCGUCAAUAUGGAAAGUGAAAACAAUACUUUGCAAUCUGAUCAAACCGCAAGCUAUGAUGAUGAUUCAUACCUCCCUCAGUUGUCGACACCUAUUUCUUCAUCAACCUCGAUUACUCAAUCCUUAUCCGAAGAAGACCAAGAGGAAUCUGAAUAUACAACUAGUGAGUUUGAGGUAGAUUCUUUGUCGGCAAGCUGCGAAAUCGAAUGCAUGGAAAAUGAGGAGACUUUGGAAGAUGAAAAGAAAGGCAAGCCAAGAAAGGUUAAGGAUGUUGAAGACAAGGACUGCGAAAUGAUGAAGUUAAAGUUCAGAAGAGGGAAAGUGAUUGAUAAUCAAAUUGAGAAAAAUACUCCUAGGAAGCUAAAAUUUCGAAGAGCGAAAAUGCUGCCAGAGAAAGCAAACGUUGAAGAUGACGGCGGAAGAAAAAGCUACAAAAAAAGAGAUGAAACAUCUAGUGAGAGCAAUAUUGCAAGUCAAGAAAAGGUUGUUUUGAGACACCAAGAUAUUGAGGACAAGAAAGAUGCACAAGGAUUGUUGAAUAAUGUGAUUGAGGAAACAGCAAGUAAACUUGUUGAAGCUAGGAAGAGCAAGGUUAAAGCAUUGGUUGGUGCAUUUGAAACUGUUAUUUCUCUUCAAGAGAAGAAACCUUCUGCUGCAAACUCUGUUAGUUGAUGAAAUCCAUUUGGAUGAACCUUUUUCUGUUUUUUUGUUCUUUUGUGUGUAAAUAAAAUUUUAGGAGAAUAAGCUUUGGAUGAAGGGACUACACAGUAGAGGUAAACUUUGCCUUGAAUUGUUCCUAGAAGCUCUGAUUGUAGGGUUGAUUAGAGGGAUUUUGUUUGUGUUUGGAACUUAUCUUACUUAACUUGAAUCUUAUACUUUUUUUGGUUA
Medicago truncatula (barrel medic) is the source of this 2560-nucleotide messenger RNA. RefSeq lists its product as uncharacterized. Gene Ontology annotation, molecular function: calmodulin binding. The coding region runs from base 413 to 2344 and encodes 643 amino acids. The record is from RefSeq and is a predicted model, not a curated record. The transcript has 2 exons. NCBI's taxonomy places the organism in Eukaryota, Viridiplantae, Streptophyta, Magnoliopsida, Fabales, Fabaceae.